Molecule: messenger RNA, 1415 nt
Organism: Arabidopsis arenosa
Lineage: Eukaryota; Viridiplantae; Streptophyta; Magnoliopsida; Brassicales; Brassicaceae
Source: the annotation of a GenBank genome assembly
AUAGUAGUGCGUUACAAGCGUUUUAAGCUCUCACUCGAAGAUACUAGCAAGUAGCAACAAUGGCGUCAAGCACUGCAGCCACUAUGCUCAAAGCCUCACCGGUGAAAUCUGAUUGGGUGAAAGGUCAGAGUCUCCUCCUCCGUCAACCUUCCUCUGUCUCAGCUAUUCGCAGCCACGUGGCACCUUCCUCUCUCACCGUCCGUGCCGCUUCUGCUUACGCCGAUGAACUCGUCAAAACAGCUAAAACAAUCGCGUCUCCGGGACACGGAAUUAUGGCGAUGGAUGAGUCAAACGCGACUUGUGGAAAGCGUUUGGCGUCAAUUGGGCUAGAGAACACGGAGGCUAACCGUCAAGCUUACCGGACGUUGCUUGUGUCGGCUCCAGGACUAGGACAGUACAUUUCCGGAGCUAUCCUGUUCGAGGAGACUUUGUACCAAUCCACCACCGACGGCAAGAAAAUGGUUGAUGUUCUCGUUGAGCAGAACAUCGUCCCUGGCAUCAAAGUCGACAAGGGUUUGGUGCCACUUGUUGGGUCUAACGACGAGUCAUGGUGCCAAGGACUUGACGGUUUAGCCUCUCGUACCGCUGCUUACUACGAACAAGGUGCUCGUUUCGCCAAAUGGCGUACUGUUGUGAGCAUUCCAAAUGGACCCUCUGCUUUGGCUGUUAAAGAAGCAGCUUGGGGACUUGCUCGCUACGCCGCUAUUUCUCAGGACAGCGGUCUGGUGCCGAUUGUGGAGCCAGAGAUUCUGUUGGACGGAGAACACGGCAUUGACAGGACAUACGAGGUUGCAGAGAAGGUUUGGGCUGAGGUCUUCUUCUACCUCGCUCAGAACAACGUCAUGUUCGAAGGUAUUCUCCUUAAGCCGAGCAUGGUUACUCCAGGAGCUGAGGCUACAGACAAGGCUACUCCCGAGCAGUUCUUGUCUGGUGGACAGUCAGAGUUGGAGGCGACCUUGAACUUAAACGCAAUGAACCAGGCACCGAACCCAUGGCACGUGUCCUUUUCCUACGCACGUGCCUUGCAGAACACUUGCUUGAAGACAUGGGGAGGCAGGGAAGAGAACGUGAAGGCAGCUCAGGACGUUCUCUUGGCCAGAGCCAAAGCCAAUUCGCUGGCUCAGCUCGGGAAAUACACAGGAGAAGGCGAGUCCGAGGAAGCCAAGGAGGGUAUGUUUGUAAAAGGCUACACCUAUUAAGCUAUUUGUAAUAAUGGUUCCAUAGAUCAAAAAUCAAAAACUUGAGCUUGAUUCUGGUGUUUUGAGUUAUUAUUAUACUCUUCUUCAUUAUAAGGGGUAUAGAAGUCAGUUAUGUGUCAUCAUGUGAGACUAGUUUUGUUUCUUCAUGGUUUAAUAUGAUCGUUUUCUGCUAUCUUUGUACCUACUCGUUACUACUAAUAAUUCAAAAGCUCUGGC